Oncorhynchus masou masou (cherry salmon) is the source of this 807-nucleotide messenger RNA. RefSeq lists its product as uncharacterized. The record is from RefSeq and is a predicted model, not a curated record. Gene Ontology annotation, molecular function: catalytic activity. The annotation marks the transcript as partial. The transcript has a single exon. Lineage: Eukaryota; Metazoa; Chordata; Actinopteri; Salmoniformes; Salmonidae.
AAUGUUAGAUCCCUCACUUCAAAGGCAGUUAUAGUCAAUGAACUAAUCACUGAUCAUAAUCUUGAUGUGAUUGGCCUGACUGAAACAUGGCUUAAGCCUGAUGAAUUUACUGUGUUAAAUGAGGCCUCACCUCCUGGUUACACUAGUGACCAUAUCCCGCAAAGGCAGAGGUGUCGCUAAUAUUUACGAUAAAUGAUGUUUUCGUCUUUUGAGCUUCAAGUCAUGAAAUCUAUGCAGCCUACUCAAUCACUUUUUAUAGAUACUGUUUACAGGCCUCUUGGGCCAUAUACAGCGUUCCUCACUGAGUUCCCUGAAUUCCUAUCGGACCUUAUAGUCAUAGCAGAAAAUAUUCUAGUUUUUGGUGAUUUUAAUAUUCACAUGAAAAAGUCCACAGACCCACUCAAAAAGGCUUACGGAGCCAUCAUCAACUCAGUGGGUUUUGUCCAACAUGUCUCUGGACCUACUCACUGUCACAGUCAUACUCUGGACCUAAUUUUGUCCAAUGGAAUAAAUGUUGUGGAUCUUAAUGUUUUUCCUCAUAAUCCUGGACUAUCGGACCACCAUUUUAUUACGUUUGCAAUCGCAACAAAUAAUCUGCUCAGACCCCAACCAAGGAGCAUCAAAAGUCGUGCUAUAAAUUCUCAGACAACACAAAGAUUCCUUGAUGCCCUUCCAGACUCCCUCUGCCUACGCAAGGACGUCAGAGGACAAAAAUCAGUUAACCACCUAACUGAGGAAAUCAAUGUAAACUUGCGCAAUGCCCUAGAUGCAAUUGCACCCCUAAAAACAAAAAACAUUUGUCAUUAG